Molecule: messenger RNA, 1281 nt
Organism: Pantherophis guttatus
Lineage: Eukaryota; Metazoa; Chordata; Lepidosauria; Squamata; Colubridae
Source: RefSeq, a predicted model, not a curated record
AUGACGGGUUUUGUCCUCCUGGGCUUCCCAUCCCUUUCACACUCAUUCCAGCUGCUCCUGUGCUCCCUCCUUUCCAUUUGUUAUGCCUUCACCUUGGUGGGGAACCUCUGCAUCGUGGGGGCUGUUCUCUUGGACUCUCGACUCAGCCGCCUGCCCAUGUAUAUCCUCCUGGGAAACUUUUCUGGCCUAGAGAUGUGCUACAUAACCACCACAGUACCCAGGAUGCUCUUCGAUCUGACCUCUCCUCUACCAGAUGCCAUUUCUUUCCAUGGCUGUUUCCUCCUUUAUUUUUUCUUUUCUAUGGGAACCACCGAAAGCUUCCUUCUUGCUGCAAUGGCCUUAGACCGAUACUUGGCCAUCUGCCACCCAUUGAGAUACCCAGUGCUCAUGUCUCAAAGGUUUUGCUGCAUCCUGGCUGCUUCCUGCUGGGCCUCUGGCUUUCUCUGGUUUCUGGCACCCAUCAUUUUGAUUUCCCAGCUCCAUUUCUGUGGCUCCAACAUCCUCGACCACUUUAUCUGCGAUCCAGGACCACUCUUGGCUUCUUCAUGCACUCCAGCCCCAGGCACAGAAAUGGCCUUCUACAGCCUCAGCCCACUGCUAUUUUGGUGUGUGUUCCUCUUUAUUGUUUCCUCCUAUGCUACUCUCCUCUGGACAGUAACGAGGUUGCCUUCAAGCACUGGGAGACGGAAGGCAUUUUCCACUUGUACUUCACACAUGAUAGUGGUAAGCCUCUUCUAUGGCUCCAUCAUGGUCACUUAUGUAGCCCCUGAAGCUUCAGGAGGAAGCAACAAAGUGGUGACACUUUUCUAUUCAGUCCUGACCCCUUUGCUCAACCCACUCAUUUACAGCUUGAGGAACAAGGAGAUGAAAGAUGCUAUAAAAAGGACACUAUUCCAGGAAAAUUUGGGAACUGUGAUUCAUGGAUAGUUAGUCUUCACCUUGGUCAGAAGCUCCUGGGAUCUUUUAUACUUUAAUCAUUUUAAUGGGUUUUCAAGUACAAAAAUAAUCCAAACAACGAAGAACUAGAGUACAAUGAUAGUAUGUUCUUAGUUUAAAUAAUAUUAUGGAAUAAAGAAAAGUACUAUCCUUAAAGAACAGUAAUGUCAACUGUAUUUGAAAUAUUAUUUGGUACGGCGUUGUAUCUUGUCCAUGUUUUCUUUUGCUGAUGUUCAUAAUUUUCCAUUUUUCCACCUCAGUGUGUUAACUGGUAAUAAGAAGGUCUUACCCUUUCUGUGAAUAAUAUUGUUGCUAAUAAAUUAUAUUGUCUUGGAGCCAAGCAAA